This is a messenger RNA of Vidua chalybeata, 1346 nucleotides long. RefSeq lists its product as uncharacterized. Lineage: Eukaryota; Metazoa; Chordata; Aves; Passeriformes; Viduidae. The record is from RefSeq and is a predicted model, not a curated record. The coding region runs from base 30 to 1085 and encodes 351 amino acids. The transcript has 2 exons.
CUCACGGUGUGGCUGCUGUUUUGUUGGUGAUGCAGAGAACAGCUGAGCUGCCUGCUGCCCCUUCACCCUUCUGGUCGUUGCUGGCGCUGCUGCGGCGGGAGCCCGGCAUGGGGUGGCUGCCGUGUUGUCCGGGUGACUGCACCGGAUCGUGUGGUACCAGUGGACUGGAGGCUGACAGCGAGGAAGGAGCUGCAGAUAAGCUCAGCCAGGUUCCUGAGAAGCAUUCCUUGGGCCCUUGGCCCCUGAAGGCUCUGCUGUUACUGGAGGACUCAAGAGAGAGACACUUAUGGCAAGUCUACCAUGAAGGCCUGAAAAACUUUCUUUCCUUUAGAGAAGGCAUGGCUCUGUCUGCAGUCUGGCCAAUUCCAAUUGAACAAAUUAGAGACUUUCUGGUCACCAUGGAGUCCCAGGACCUGCCUCCCACGAAAAUAAUAAUGUAUAUGGAAGGAUUGUCCUUCAUCUCCAGAAUGGUAGAUCAUCCCGAUCCUCUUCCAGAUCCUCUUGUCUGUUACAUGAUGUCAAGGGUGAAACAGAGGAUUAGCCGUUCAAAUGAUGAAUACUCUCCUGUAACAAUUGAAGUGUUAAGAUCUCUCCUGGGAACUCUGGAGUCUGUGUGUAGCUCUCCUUAUGAGUGUAUGUUGUUCCGUGCUAUUUUUACUGUAGCUUUUUUUGGUGUGCUCCAUAUAGAACAGAUGGUGGCAAAUCACCAAAAUAUAGCACAGCCAGGACUCCUGAACUUGAGUGACCUCCAGCUGACAGAAGGACAUGCAACCCUUUCUCUGCAUCCAUCUUAUGUGGGCCAACAGAGGUGUUUGAUCCAACUGAGACUACGUAAAGAGAUGUGGGUAUGUCCUGUUGAAGCUCUCCGUAUCUACGUGGCAGCACGGCCACGAGGAGAGGGCCCUCUCUUUGUGCACUCUAAUAGUAUGGCUGUGACAAAGAGGGAGUUCCUCACUGUCUUCCACUGUGGUCUUAGAUUCGCUGGACUUCCUCCAAACCAGUAUGCAGUGCAUUCCUUUUGGUUGGGGAACCCUAACAGGAGAAUCUCAUGGGUAUCCCCACAAAGUUGGGCAAGAUUAGAAUAGAAUGGAAUACAAUAGAAUGGCAAGGUGGUGGUGAAGAUUCUGAGAAAGACAUACUUCUGUCUAUCUCUUGCACUUUCAUAGUAGAAGGUAUCUUCUGCAAUGCACAAUUUUUAUACUUUAUACAGGCUAAAUUUUCAGUGCUCUGUAAAGCUAGAGAGAAGGGGAGGAAAAAGUGGAAGGUGACAUUGUACCUGUCAUGGUUUUGAGAAUGAAGUGUCAUGGGUUUAAAACUGGGACUUGUGGGGCACAUGGUAUUCAGCA